GCGCAGCGUAGUUACGCUUACCUCGCAAUUCUCAGAUCAUUCGGAAAGUUAGCUAGACAAACUCUCGAGAGCAGCAACAAGAAAAAUAUAGCCAACAGAACAUUUGAGUGUCGUUGGAUUACAUUGAAAAUCUCUUGGGAAACAUGCAAUCUACAGUUUUUACUAUCUUGUUUGUCAAAGUAUGUUUAACUUUACAUGGAAAUACAGCAGUGUUAGCUGAACUUCCAAGUCCCAGUAACAUCAGGAUUAACUCUGUCAACAUGGGAUUAGUGUUGGAGUGGGAUGCACCUCAGAACCACGCAGAAAACAUAACCUACAGAUCAGAGUACAGGGGCUUGGUCAGCAGCUAUGAGGUUGUAUGUUGGAACACAACAGCCCAAAGCUGUGACUUCACCAGUCAUCUACACAAAUUUGGAGUGUACUUUUUCCAAGUGAGGGCAGAACGAGAGGGGGACACAUCUCGCUGGAUGAAGACUGUGCAGUUUGUCAUGGAUGAACACACCACACUAGGCCCUCCCGGUGUGACGCUCAUCUCCAGUGGGGCUGACAUUGAAGUGAGCAUCAACGACCCGGUGCUCAGGAUCUCUGAGUUCAAAGACGUAUACAACCACGCAAAGUUUAACAUCACCUUCUGGAAAGAGGGUCAGGAGGAGAAGACCAAAACUACGAAUAUCACCCCACUGCGUAAAGUGGUCUUGGCGCUGGAGCCAUGGACCAGGUACUGUGUUCAGGUCUGGGUGUACACCCAGAGGUUCUCCAAACACAGCCAACCCAGCAAUGUUACGUGUGAGAGCACCGCUAAGGGCAAUGACAGGCCUUGGGUGGUAGCCCUGGUGACAUUUGUGGUGAUGGCUGUGGCAGUGGCCCUGCUGGCCCUGGCCUUCUGGUACUGCUACAGGGUGGUCCGCUUCCUCAGACCCAAGGCCAAGCUGCCUGAACAUUUCACAGAGCUGUUGGAUCCCCCAUGCUCCUCCAUCCUGGCCAUACAGAGCAGCCCCCAGCCUGAGGAGGUGUACCAUGAGCUCCGCAUCAUGCCAGGUGGGGCAUAGACAAAGGAGAGCUCUAUCUGGUGGUCGGAAGAACGUAAUACACACAGACUGGCAGACAACACAGACCGUCUGGCUGUGUUCGAGAGUAUCAAAACUGUGAAUUGAGACUGACUGACAGAUCUACAAAUAAUAUUGAGAAGUUAUUUACGAUGCAAGGUGAUUUGUUGAUCAGUCUUUCUUGACCCGCCUUUAAAGUCGGCUGCAAUGUUGAACACGUCCAAAGUGGGUGGGGAAGAUAUGGGUCAAAAAUAGGAAGUGAGUAGACCGAUGUGAAGAAAAGAGGACAAGGACUGAAAUAGACGGCAGAAAAGAGGAUGUGUAUCUUAUUGAGAAAUAAUAAUCUGGAUUUAGUGAUUUUAUUAAUGUUGAUGAAAUGCUAAGAGAGCUACUUACUGUGAUGUGUUUAUUUAUGUGACCUUUAGGCAAUAUUGAUCAUUAUCAUACACAUAUCAUUCAUUAUGGCCAUGCAUGGUAAGCCUACACUGGCAUUUUUUGGGUAUCAUGGGUAUAGGGCAACGGAAAGAGCAACACCAGGAGGGGAGUAUUACAUGUUUAUGCCUUGAUGCACUCUGUGUUUGUGCCUAUAUGUCUCUGUGUGACUCUGUUUGUGAAGGAUAUUUAAAGGACCAAUGCAGCAAUUUUUAUCUAAAUAUCAAAUCAUUUAUGAGUAACAAUGAAAACAAUCAGAGUAAAUUACUUCAAUUAAAAUAGUUAAAAGGAAACUAAUAGCUUUUUAUCAAAGAGCAAUUUCUUAAUCAAGACAUUUGCUAGGACUGUCUGGGAGUGCUUUAGGCAAAAACAGAAAAUGAACUGUUAUUGGCAGAGAGGUUUGGAACUCUUUCUUAUUGGUCUAUUAACUAAUUUACCACAUGGUGAUGUUACCAUGGAAGGCCAAAACUCCAUCCGACAUAAAAAGGCUGAAAUUUCAGACGGUCUUUUCAAACAGCUCUUAUACUUAAAGAACAUUAUCAUAAUUUUCAUAAUUUCACAGUAUUAUUCAAACCUCAUAGUGUGGAAAUUUAAAACACAGGUAACUCACAUUUUUGACUGCAUUGGCCCUUUAACAGUUGAAUGUACUCUAUUAGCACUUGGAAGAUGUCGUUUGACAUUUGAAGUCAUGUUUUAUAGACUUUUUACCAUUUAUAUUGUGGGAGACCACACACACACACACAAACAAGUUAAAAAUGACUUGCCAAGGGAAUAAAUAUAUAUUUUUAAAUGCUCAUAAA
Messenger RNA from Salvelinus namaycush (lake trout), 2278 nucleotides. It is a transcript of the gene crfb4, whose product is annotated as cytokine receptor family member b4. The transcript has 7 exons. Gene Ontology annotation, molecular function: protein binding. The coding region runs from base 144 to 1049 and encodes 301 amino acids. Lineage: Eukaryota; Metazoa; Chordata; Actinopteri; Salmoniformes; Salmonidae. The record is from RefSeq and is a predicted model, not a curated record.